CGAAAGUCGAAACCAAUCAAAAUGUUCUAAUUAGAGAGAGGCUCUAUAGCCCACAACGUUACAGCUGUCACCACCACACAGCAAAAUUGACCAACCGCCAUAGCUCCGCGGACGACCGUUCAUGGCGGAUAAAAGCCAAUGCAAGUAACCACAGCACUGUUAGCAUGCCCUCCUUUUCUUCAUCCACCAUCACCAAUUUCCUCUGCAAAUCACUCUCCUUCGGCACCAGAAAAAUGAGUCUCAAUUUCCACGCCUUCGCCGGCAAUCCGUCGAGAUCAAGGACACCGAGGCCGACCGACGCCCUCUCCCCACAAUCCGCCCUCCAAACCCUCCGGUCCCUGCUAUCUAGCCCGAGCAACGGACCCGUUUCCCCCGAUUUCAGGGUUUUGCCCUUCAGAAAGGGCAGGCCGCUGGCCGGCCUCGAGGAGGACGGGCCCACGUGGCGUCUCGGCUGGCUGAGCCUGUGGGAGUGCAAAAGGUAUCUGGAGGAUUCUGAAAUUGGGUUAAAGGAUGAUUCCUUGGUGUACUUGGGGUGUGAUUAUGGGGACGACGUCGUGUACUGGGGUGUGGAUGUUUCGGAUGCCGGCGGGUUGGUUGGUGAGUUAGGAGCUCGGAGGUUUUGCUUCGUGGAGCUGAGGACUCUCAUGGUCGCCACUGAUUGGACCGAUGCUAAGGCCAUGGGGGAGCUCGCCGUUGCUGGUCAUGCCAGAGCACUGCUAGAAUGGCAUGAUACGGCACGUUUUUGUGGGCAUUGUGGAUCUAAGUCUGUCUCUGUGGAAGCUGGGAAAAGGAGGCAGUGUUCGAAUGAGCUGUGCAAAAAGAGGAUCUAUCCUCGUUUAGAUCCUGUUGUUAUUAUGUUAGUUAUUGACAAAGAGAAUGACCGGGCACUAUUAAGUAAGCAAUCAAGAUUCGUGCCGCGCAUGUGGAGCUGCCUUGCUGGCUUUAUAGAGCCAGGAGAAAGCUUAGAAGAAGCAGUCAGGAGAGAAACUUUGGAGGAGACAGGCAUUGAAGUUGGUGAGGUUGUCUAUCACAGUUCUCAGCCAUGGCCGGUGGGACCUAGCAGCAUGCCAUGUCAGCUAAUGGUAGGGUUCUUUGCAUACGCAAAAACACUUGAUAUAAGUGUGGAUAAGGCUGAACUUGAAGAUGCUCAAUGGCAUAAUAGAGAGGAUGUGAAGAAAGCUCUCACAUUUGCCGAAUACCGUAAGGCACAGAAGACAGCAGCUGCUAAGGUGGAGCAAAUGUGCAGAGGGUUGGUGAAAGAACAAAGCCUUUCUUCUGAUUUCAAUGUGGAGAGUGGGGAACUUGCUCCCAUGUUUGUACCGGGACCUUUCGCGAUUGCACAUCACCUAAUCUCUUGUUGGGCCAAUCAAAAAUUGCCAAGUGGUACCACAGCUUCUUCGUUGUCGAAUUUGUAGGGACCAAGUGAUGAAGAGAUGAACGUCCUUUGAUUUUAUUUUGUUUUUUUUAGAUGUAUGUAUACACAUAAAGCAUACUUUCUUAAAAGUCACCCAAGUUUCAAAUGAUCCUUCCAAUUCUGCCUAUAUUGAAAAUGAUGUAUUGGAAGGCUUUCACUUUGAUCUUGGUCUCUAAGCGUUGCCUCGGUUUUAUGUUGUUGUAUGGCAUUACUUUAUUGUAGAAUCUGAAAAUUUAUUUGAACUUGGUGUGGCAUAAAAUUGUCUCUUUUUUUUACCCAAAAUUAAUAUAUUGUGUGAAGUUAUGAUAA
Molecule: messenger RNA, 1723 nt
Organism: Striga asiatica
Lineage: Eukaryota; Viridiplantae; Streptophyta; Magnoliopsida; Lamiales; Orobanchaceae
Source: the annotation of a GenBank genome assembly